AUGGGGGUCCCUGUAUUUGAGGAUGUAAACGAUGAAGCUGAAGAGGAAAAAACAGGGGAAGAAGAAAAUGAAGACACGGUAUUCUUUAAGCCUGUGAUUGAAGACCUCAGCAUGGAAUUGGCCAAAAAAUGCACCAAACUCAUUAGUGACAUUCAUUAUAAAGAAGAAUAUAAAAAGUCUAAGGACAAGUGUACGUUUGUGCCUGACACGCCCAUGCUAAACCAUGUAAAAAACAUUGGUGCUUUUAUUUCUGAGGUUGCCUAUAAGCAGAAACAUGAUGCUGGCAGAGGAUUCUCAGAUUAUGCUCAUAUGAAGGAGCCACCCGAGAUCAAACAUGCCAUGGAGGUCAAUAAACACCAGAGUAAUAUUUCUUAUAGAAAAGAUGUACAGGACACCCACACGUACAGUGCAGAUCUCAACAGACCAGACAUCAAGAUGGCAACGCAGAUCUCCAAGAUCAUAAGCAAUGCAGAGUACAAGAAAGGGCAAGGAGUAAUGAAUAAAGAGCCUGCUGUAAUUGGAAGACCAGAUUUCGAACAUGCUGUGGAAGCUUCUAAACUUUCUAGUCAAAUUAAAUACAAAGAAAAAUUUGAUAGUGAAAUGAAGGAUAAGAAACAUCGUUACAAUCCUCUUGAAAACGCUUCUUUUAGGCAAAGUCAGCUUGUCACUGCACUGGUGAGCGAUGUGAAGUACAAGAAAGACAUUCAAAAUAUGCAUGAUCCAGUCUCGGAUCUCCCAAACUUGUUCUUAGACCAUGCUUUGAAAGCCAGCAAAAUGCUCAGCCGACGGGAGUAUAGAAAGCUUUUUGAGGAAAACAAAGGAAUGUACCAUUUUGAUGCGGACGCCGCUGAACACUUGCACCAUAAAGGCAACGCCAAGCUCCAGAGUCAGGUUAAGUAUAAAGAAGAGUAUGAGAAAAAUAAGGGGAAAUCGAUGCUUGAAUUUGUUGAGACGCCAUUGUAUCAAGCUUCAAAGGAGGCUCAAAAGAUGCAUAGUGAGAAAGUUUACAGAGAGGAUUUUGAGAAGGAGAUUAAAGGAAGGUCAUCACUCGAUUUAGACAAGACUCCAGAAUUUUUACAUGUUAAGUACAUCACCAACCUUCUGAAAGAGAAGGAAUAUAAAAAAGAUUUGGAAAAUGAAAUAAGAGGGAAAGGAAUGGAACUUAACUCAGACAUUCUUGACAUUCAGCGAGCAAAACGCGCAUCUGAAAUGGCAAGUGAGAAAGAAUACAAGAAAGACCUGGAGUCAAAAAUUAAAGGGAGGGGGAUGCACAUUGGCACUGACACCCUUGAAAUACAACAUGCCAAGAAAGCUUCAGAGAUAGCUAGUCAGAAAGACUAUAAGAGAGAUCUGGAGACUGAAAUAAAAGGGAAGGGCAUGCAGGUGGGCACAGACACUCCUGAUAUCCAGAGAGCUAAGAAGGCAUCCGAAAUGGCCAGCCAGAAAGAAUAUAAGAAAGACUUGGAAAAUGAAAUUAAAGGGAAAGGGAUGCAAAUAAGCAUGGACAUCCCGGACAUGCUUCGAGCCAAGAGGGCAUCGGAGAUCUAUAGCCAGAAAAAGUAUAAAGACGAAGCAGAGAAGAUGCUUUCUAACUAUUCUUCAGUGGCAGAUAGUCCUGAAAUGCAGAGAAUCAAGACAACUCAACAAAACAUUAGUGCGGUAUUUUAUAAGAAAGAAGUAGGAGCUGGCACGGCCAUAAAAGAUACUCCAGAGACUGAACGAGUGAAGAAAAAUCAGCAGAAUAUUAGUUCAGUGAAAUACAAAGGAGAGAUAAAGCAGGCAACAGCCAUCUCCGAUCCUCCAGUUAAGAGAGCCAAAGAAAACCAGGAGAACAUCAGCAAUCUCCGGUACAAAGAGCCGUGCCACAAAGCCACGCCCAUGAGCGUCACGCCAGAGAUGGAGAGGGUGAGGAGAAACCAGGAGCAGCUGAGUGCGGUAAAAUACAGAGGAGGGGUUAAACAAGCAACUUCAAUUUCUGAUCCACCAGAGCUGAAGAGAGCUAAAGAAAACCAGAAGAACCUCAGCAAUGUUUAUUAUAAAGGUCAGCUGGGAAGAGCCACAGCUUUAAGCGUAACUCCUGAAAUGGAAAGAGUGAAGAAGAAUCAAGAAAAUCUUAGUUCGGUAAAAUAUACCCAGGACCAUAAACAGAUGAAAGGUAGACCAAGUCUGAUUUUAGAUACGCCUGGUCUAAGAUAUGUCAAAGAAGCACAAAAUCAUAUUUCCAUGGUAAAGUAUCAUGAAGAUUUUGAAAAGACGAAGGGCAGAGGCUUUACUCCUGUUGUAGAUGACCCCGUGACAGAGCGAGUGAGGAAGAACACCCAGGUUGUCAGCGAUGCGGCCUACAAGGGCGUCCAUCCUCACAUUGUGGAGAUGGACCGGAGACCUGGAAUCAUUGUUGACCUCAAAGUUUGGCGCACAGAUCCUGGCUCCAUCUUCGACAUUGAUCCCCUGGAAGACAAUAUUCAGUCUAGAAGUCUCCAUAUGCUCUCUGAAAAGGCGAGUCACUAUAGGAGACAUCGUUCUCGCUCUCAUUCGAGCAGUACUUUUGGCACAGGUCUGGGAGACGACAAGUCAGAAAUAUCCGAGAUUUACCCCAGCUUUUCAUGCUGCAGUGAGGUAACCAGGCCAUCGGACGAAGGAGCACCUGUCCUUCCUGGAGCCUAUCAGCAAAGCCAUUCUCAAGGCUAUGGGUACAUGCACCAGACCAGCCUGUCAUCCGUGAGGUCAAUGCAGCACUCACCAAAUCUAAGGACCUACCGAGCCAUGUACGAUUACAGCGCCCAGGACGAAGACGAAGUCUCCUUCAGGGACGGCGACUACAUCGUCAACGUGCAGCCCAUUGACGACGGCUGGAUGUACGGCACGGUGCAGAGAACUGGGAAAACGGGGAUGCUCCCGGCGAAUUACAUCGAGUUUGUUAAUUAA
Puma concolor (puma) is the source of this 2925-nucleotide messenger RNA. The record is from RefSeq and is a predicted model, not a curated record. NCBI's taxonomy places the organism in Eukaryota, Metazoa, Chordata, Mammalia, Carnivora, Felidae.